CCCCCCCACCCCCGUAAGAAAAUUGAUUUUUUUCAGAAAAAUCGAUUUAUAGAUAAGCACAUUUUCUGAAAGCUCAAAGUGUCCUAUUUCAAAUGAUGUGCUUUGUAUUGCACUUUUGAUGGUUUUUGAGGGUGAAAAUGACAGUUUUCUGGGAGCACUAGUAGAAAUUUUCCUUAGUAACCGGAUGUCACAGUGGUCGAAAAACUUAAAACGGUUCCAGAGGAGAAAUACAUAUAAGUUCUGUUAUUUUUAUUAAUUAAGCAAUAUGGCUGAUUCUCAGAACUAGACUUUUCGAGUCAUUUUCUACCAAAAAUUGCAGUAUAGGGGUCGUGACAGUCAUAGUGAAAUUAAAAUUGUUUCAUAUUCUCAUUCAAUUAUGUCAAUUAAAAAAGAGAAUUUUACGCUGAUUUCAAAUAUAUAUAACAAUGAUUCAUUUUUUCAUAUUCAGGCCCAUUUACACAUCUCACAAACUUGUUGAUUCGUUUUCUCAAAUCACUUUUUCGGAGAGUUCGGAACCGAUUUCUCCGACUGUAGAAGAGGUAGCGAGCUGCCGUAUUUUGCUGGGUUCUUUCCGAACUUUAUGGGGAUUUUGAAAAUUUUUCUGGAUUUUUUCUGGGUUUUUGAGUUCGCUACCUGACAGUACUGGCUAAAACGUUAAACUGGAAACAUUAAUACACAUUUAUAUAAAAAAAUGCAUUUUCUAAAAUCUCGCUAGGGGGGCUCAACAACUGUUUGGGGGGACUGAGCCCCCCCCCCCCUACACCCCCUGGCUCCGGCACUGUUGUCGAGAUAAAUUGAUAGCACUGAUGCCAGAAACCACUAAGUUAAGAGUUGCUGCACGAAAAUGUUUCGGAAAUACGAACGAAAUCGAAUUUCGAAAAAACGGUAUAUAAAUUUCUAGAUUCAGGUCUUCUCUUUGAUUUAAAACAAACCCGAACUUUCUACCUCUUCGGCAGCCCGAGAACUCGGUACCUUACGAAGGCCACCAUUUUAAGGACUAAUUUGUCAAUAACUUGUUGACACAAAAAUCUUAUGAAUUAAAAAUUUGCAAGAACUUAAGUUGAGGCAAAACACACAUUCCCUGAAAAUUUCAGCCAGAUCGGUCCACGAAUAACGAAAAAUGAUUCCUGAGGGGGGGGGGACCCUUAAUAGGAUCAUCUAUGGAUUUUAUCUACUUAAACAUGUACUCUUAUUCUUUUUGUUAUAAAUUGAUAUACACACAUAGGUCACAAUCUAGGUAAACAUAUGCUUUGUUUAUCUAUACAAAAACAGAGAAAGAGAGAUAUUAAGAUCUUGGAGGCGGUGUUACAUUAUUACAGGUAUUAGAUUAUUUUUAUUCAGUUUUGGCUCAUUUUCUAUCACAUACACAUUAUAGGAACGUCUCCACUUUUAAUAUAGUUCGAUACUACCAAUUCGUUUUCUAUUUUUCUUCUGUACUAUUUAUUCACUCGUUCGUCUUCGAUAUUCUUAUUCUUAUAGGCUAAAUAAAUAGGUGAUCGUUCGUUUCAGUACACCAGACGACGAUCUAGUAUACAGUGCACUUCAUUUUGUCUGAAAGAUAUAGACACUCAUAUGUAUCUACUAAAACCUCUUUGAUUUAUUUGUAGUUUAUCAAGUUAAUAACUUCAUUGAAUAAAGAUCUAGAUUAUCCAAACAACAUCGAUAUAUUUAUUCGGAUAAAUAAAAUAUUUAUUUUAUGCUUUAUGAAUAGAUGAUUAUGAUCGAGAUUAUCAUUCAUCGCAACGUAGUAAGUUGUAUAUAUUUCCAAAUGAGAAAGCUUCUAUAAAAAUGUUUUUCUAGCUCAGAAAAGUCGCAUAAAUGAAAGUUCAUUCGAUUAUUCUUCAACUGGAAUAAUCGAUAAAAAAAAAUCAUCUCGUAAUGGACAAACUGAUAAUAGUUCCUAAUAUGCUGCACCAAAAGCUCUAUCAGAUGUUGAGAGUGAUAGAGAAAGAAAAGAUUUAUAUUCAUUUUCUUGUUCAACAAUUCGUUCAGUUACACCAGAUUCUCAAUUAACAACAAUUGCCAAACGAUCAUCAUAAUCAGGCCACGAUAUUUUAGCUUCCAAUAUUUCUUUAAUUUAAUUAGAAACCCUUAGUUUUUUUCAGCUGCUGAACCAAUUGAACUUUAUACAAAUGAUUCUUAGAUAAAUUUUUCUGAACGAUCAAAUUAAAUAAUAGUUAUUAUAACAAUUUUAUGUUGAAAUUUUAAUGCGUGACGGUUCAUGAAAAAAAUAAAUAUUUACAAAUUAAAAGAAAAAUUCAACAAGAUUCUCCACUUGUUGAAUAUGCUGAAGGAAAAAAUUGAUGAACCAUUCAAAAUUUGGCAUUAAAUUACAAAAGAAAAAGAGUUUAAAUAUGAAAUUAAUCAAGAAAAACCUGGAUGAACAAAGAAGUUUCGGUUUUUACUUAGGAAUCUUGUUAAAACAUGAAUUAAAAAAUCAAAAUCAGUCCGAUCGCAUGAUUCUGUUCGAAUGCUUGUAACAUUAUUUAAACUUUUAGAUCAAAUGGAUAUAUGAAAGUUUUAAAACUUUUAUUUUUCACGUACGAGGAUAAAACGUUUUCAUUUUAUGACAAAAUAAUUCUUACAGCUCAUUGGUCUUUGAUCAAUUGUGAUUUUGUUGUUAAAGACAAAGAUGAAACGGAAAAUAUGAUAUUUACUUUCUAUCGAGAUGAAGAUGGCUCUGUAACAAUCAACUAUUUGAAGAACAAUUUUAAUGUUGAAACAAAACAUCCUUUUGAAGGCAACAUGUUUAAAAUUCGUUUUCAUAUUAAUGGAAAUGCAAUGUAUAAGUGGUUCGCCAUUGAAUACAACAAUUUUAUCAAUCAACAGGAGACUGACGUUGAAUAUACGAUGUUACAUGUUUUAGCUCAAAAGAUCAGAACUAAAGUAAUUCGUAUAUUCCAAGAACUUGAAAAUGAACAACAAAAGUAG
Rotaria socialis is the source of this 2931-nucleotide messenger RNA. Lineage: Eukaryota; Metazoa; Rotifera; Eurotatoria; Philodinida; Philodinidae. The record is from the annotation of a GenBank genome assembly.